Struthio camelus australis is the source of this 2371-nucleotide messenger RNA. NCBI's taxonomy places the organism in Eukaryota, Metazoa, Chordata, Aves, Struthioniformes, Struthionidae. The record is from RefSeq and is a predicted model, not a curated record.
AUGCUCGAGCACAGCUGCUAUCUGGCCGCGGCGGCGUCUCCAGCUGCGGCGGCGCGGCUGGGCACGGGGGCAGGAACGGCCCGCGACGCCGUAACUUCUUUUAUUCUUUUUUUUUUUAUUGUUGUUCUUUCAGGGAACAGACAUGGACUGUUAGUCCCAAGCAGUACAACAGACCAAGAGCUUCAACAUAUCCGCAAUAGUCUUCCAGAUUCUGUACGAAUUCAGCGAGUAGAAGAGCGACUCUCAGCUCUGGGCAAUGUCACUACUUGCAAUGACUAUGUAGCUCUUGUUCAUCCAGAUCUUGACAGGGAGACAGAAGAGAUCUUGGCAGAUGUGCUAAAAGUUGAGGUUUUCAGGCAAACGGUAGCAGAUCAGGUGCUGGUAGGAAGUUACUGUGUUUUUAGUAAUCAAGGAGGAAUUGUGCACCCCAAAACCUCAACUGAUGAUCAGGAUGAACUCUCUUCAUUGCUUCAGGUCCCACUUGUGGCAGGAACAGUGAAUCGUGGCAGUGAGGUAAUUGCAGCAGGAAUGGUUGUAAAUGACUGGUGUGCCUUUUGCGGGCUGGAUACAACCAGUACUGAACUCUCUGUUAUUGAGAGUGUCUUCAGAUUGAAUGAAGCUCAGCCAAGUACCAUUGCUACAAGCAUGAGAGAUUCCUUGAUUGACAGCUUGACAUGAGAAGUGUUGGUUCCUGCCUUCCAGGAAGCUCCCAAGGAGUGAAAUGUCAGGCUGCACUUUGGAGUACAAACUUCUAGACCUUCUGCUGCAGGCCUAGCACAAGGAAGAGGCUACAAACCCAACCUUUUAUAGUGUUUUGUAAACUAAGUAUUACAAAACUGACAAAUUGUAUGUACAAGUUAUAAAUAAGGAAUGUUCUGUAUCCCUUUGCUGACAUUUUCCAGUUCUUUAACAAUAGAGCUCUUUCUCCCUGUGAUGUUGAACUAGGCCCUCAAAAUAGUCCACAAUAUUUACUCUUAGCUUUGGGGUAUUGAUCAUUAGAGAUUAUUUUGCCUUAAAUAACGCAUCAGUGUUCUGUUGUGCAGCAGUCUGUUUCAGCACACAUACAGCACUGCCUUCUCUUUCCACACUUCUGCUGUUCCUGUACCAAAAGUGUCCUGAGUUUACUUGCCACAGAAACAUUCAGAAGGCAUGAGCUGCUCUCUUGCCCUGACCUGUGGCUGUUCCCAUAGGGCAGGGAAAGGUGAUUUCUAAAGUGAGAAGCGAUCAGCUCUGUUGAAGAAUGGAGUUUCUCAAAGAAGUCAAUUCAGAGACUUAAAACAGCAACAAAGUGUGAACUGCCUCCAGAACAGUGGGUUUUGAUCUACACAUGCCUGGUGACCUGUGUGCUGCUCCUGAGGCAUCUGCAAGGGAGAGCCUAGAAAAGCAUGCUACUGUCAGUAGGCUUAAACUUUCUCUACAGGAGUUGGCCACCUACACUGGGGAAUUCUUAGAAGUUGAGAAUCAAAAUAGAUUGAAAUCCACUCCUCUUGAGUUAUCACAUAGAAAAAAGUUAAGUAAUCCAGUUCUAAGCAGUUUCUCCAUUCAGUCAUACAUUUCAGAUUUGGGACCUGACUAAUGGAGAGCAUCUGCUCUUGUCAGGGAGCAAUGAUGAUGAAAAAGAGCUUUAGAUACUGCUUUCAGAUAUACGAUAGUCAUUUACUUUUAAACCUAGCUGUUGUUCCUUAAUCUCUCAUUUCUGCUUGCCUGUUAAAGGUGUGUUGAAGGCAGAGGAAUGCCUCUGCUUCCCAUCCUAGGGGGAUGUAGAAGCAUCUCUCUUGAUUCCACACAGCAGCACUACUCUCAGUUGGUUUUCCUGGAGGAGGUGGAGUACUGUCCUGAACGCAGUGUAGACAUAGCUCUUUUUUGGCCCUGGUGCUUCAGGCUUUGUAGAAUAUUAAACUUUCAUUUUGGUUUUGCUCUUUGGAUGUUUACGGAAGGAUUUACAAGCUUCUGUUUGAUUAAAGGAUGUUCUUUAAAUAAGGAUUGCAAUAGGAUCUUUUCUGAAUCUGCAAUCUGUCUGGAAUGGUAACUGAGCCUGAGGUUGCCAUUUUCAAACUCCUCACCUUCCCUCUGCCGUGGGGGAAGCCUGUAAGCAGCCCAUAGCUCUCCUUGCUACUAUUUGGCUAACAAUUUUAGGGUUUUAUGGCCCCUUUGAUAGACUGGACAACCUUUCUUGUCACUGACUCCAGAUCUUCUCCUCUUAGUAAUUCUCAGUAGUGAGAGCUAGAAGCUGCUUUCCUUCGCUAGCUCACAGGGCUAUGUCAUUAGAAGUAAAAUGGUGGAGCCUGCCCAUUGUUCCAAGUGUUGGCAUGUAUUCAUCACAACUGUGAAAAUGAAUAAAGCUGAGGCUUUCCUCUUUUUCGUCUGUUAA